UGUGAGUGUGUGAGACAGAGAGAGAGUGUGUGUGUUCACGGAGGAUCCUCCAGAUCUCUCCUCGUAAGAAGUUUCUCUUCAUGGAUCUGAUCGACAGAGGCGUGUGAGCGUUUCACGUUACUGGUCUUGAUGGCCGCUGUUACCGUCGCUCUGCUGCUCUUCUUCUUCGCUCGAUCCCCUUCACUCUCCACCGUCGUCUCGCGCGAUCAUGACCCGCUCUCCAGCGCCGCGCGCUGCCUGCCUGACAUCAUCAUCAUCGGCGUGAGGAAGGGCGGCACGCGCGCUCUCAUCGAGAUGCUGAGUCUCCACAGCGGCGUCGCCGCGGCUCAGAGCGAGGUGCACUUCUUCGACUGGGACAGUCACUACCAGCGCGGCGCGGAUUGGUACGUGUCCCAGAUGCCGCUCGCUCGCUCGGGUCAGCUGACGGUGGAGAAAACCCCAGCGUACUUCACCUCCGCCCGUGUUCCUGAGCGCAUCCGACGGAUGAAUCCUGACGCGCGGCUGCUGCUGAUCGUCCGCGAGCCGACCGAACGACUGCUGUCAGAUUACACGCAGGUCUUCCACAACCGUCUGGAGAAACGCAAGCGUCAGCAGACGCUCGAGACGCUACUGAUGCGCGAUGGAGAGCUCAACCUGGACUACAAGGCCUUGAACCGCAGUCUGUAUCACGUCCACAUGCGGCGCUGGCUCGACGUGUUUCCCAGGAGCCGCGUUCACCUGGUGGAUGGAGACGCGCUGAUUAGAAACCCUCUUCCGGAGAUGAAGGAGGUGGAGGAGUUCCUUCAUCUGGAGCCACAGAUAAACGCCACCAACUUCUACUUCAACCAGACCAAGGGCUUCUUCUGUCUGCGCGACCGCCGGCGCGAGCGAUGCCUGCACGGCUCUAAAGGUCGCAAGCAUCCGCGCGUCGCGCCUGAAAUCCUGCGCAAACUCUACGACUUCUUUCACGAACCCAAUCAGAAGUUCUUUGAGAUGGUCGGAAGAACGUUCGACUGGAAGUGAGAAGUGGGUGAACGUCGAAUAAGCUGAGAAUCAACACAGAAGGAAUCGCUCCUGAAGUAACUGGAACAUUUCGACAUGAAACAACCCGUAAUGUGACGAACUCGAAGUUUUUUUUUAUGAUUUCGUGAUUAUGGAGGUCUAGUUUUUGACGAAUCGUUCACAGUAAGAUCUGGAUAUGAGUGGAGUUCGUUUUCAGAGCUGUUAAUAAACCUUAUAUUUAGAUAUAUGGACAUAUGCAUGUGAAAUACAUCUAUGUUAUAUGUUAAUACGUGACGGUAAUGAUCAAAAUACUGUUUCCCUGCUGCUAAGUUUAUGAAUGUGUGUUUGUGUCUUUAUAUCAGUCUGUGUUACAGCACAGGUCCUCAUUAAUUUCAUGACAUAGUCUGUGUAUUCUGUUUAUUACGUUCUUUAUAUGAAGGAAUCUUUCAGUAAUAAAGAUAUUUUUGCUAUGA
Molecule: messenger RNA, 1454 nt
Organism: Sinocyclocheilus rhinocerous
Lineage: Eukaryota; Metazoa; Chordata; Actinopteri; Cypriniformes; Cyprinidae
Product: heparan sulfate glucosamine 3-O-sulfotransferase 1-like
Exons: 2
Coding region: 130-1002 (290 amino acids)
Molecular function (GO): [heparan sulfate]-glucosamine 3-sulfotransferase activity
Source: RefSeq, a predicted model, not a curated record